AUGCAGGGGGAUAGUCUGCUCCACCAGAUGCCUGAGCACGGAGUAGGUGGAGACAUUGCCAAUCCAGUGGUACUCUGGCCUGGCCACGGCCACGGCCACCCGCUUCUCAUGCAGCAGCUGAAUGCCCUUCACACGGUGCAAGAAGUGACUCGGGCCACCGGGGUGAACCAGCUGGGUGGGCACUUUGUGAAUGGCUGCCCCCUCCCCAUCUCCAAGAGGAAGGAAAUUGUCGAGUUGGCCUCAUGUGGACUGCGGGCCUCGGACAUUUCACGCCACCUGAAGGUUUCCAACGGGUGCGUCAGCAAGAUUCUCACUCGCUACCACCAGAGUGGAGUGAUCCAGCCAAAGAUCAUGGGCGGCAGCCAGCCACGCAUGUCCACGCCACAGGUGGUGGCCCGGAUUGUGCAGCUAAAGCAAGCGCAGCCGUCCAUCUUUGCCUGUGAGAUCAGAAGGAAGCUGAAGGCAGAGGGGGUCUGUGCUGCCAACAGGGUGCCCAGUGUAUCUUCCAUCAACCGCAUCCUGAGGGGUCCGGAAAGGGACAUGGCUUUCCCAGGCCAACCUGCUUGCCUGGCUGCCCUUCUGCCGUCAGGGCCCUCCUUGCUGGGGACAGGAGGCACCAAGGCCUUAUUAGAGGCUCCAAAGCCCCCACCUAUCCAAGGCCUGCCGGAGGGAGCCAAGAGCCGGGGGAGCAGUAGGAACAGAACGGCCUUUUCCAAGCAGCAACGGGAGGCCUUGGAGGAAGAAUUCCUGAGAGGGCAGUACCCAGGGAUGGCGACAUGGGAGAAGCUCUCGGCUGUGACUCAGCUGCCCAGUGCCACCAUCCGUGUCUGGUUCUCAAAUCGGAGAGCAAGAUGGCGACGGGAGACUCUGAAAUCUCAGCUCCCUGGCUGCCCUGCACAGCCCCAGGUGCCCAGGCCCGCCCCAGGCUUUGAAGGUGGGGGGAACUGAGCAACACCCCUGGAGAGGGAGGGGACAAGCACCUGGGCUGCAGGCUGCUGCCAGCCAAAGGCGGUCACUGCCUCUUUGCCAACUGACCAGGGAGCGACUGUGCAAGGGUCCUUCUCUUUCUCCGUCUCCACCCCAGGAGCCUCCUUUGCACCAGCAGCCCAUGGCUGGGCUCCAGUUCCUUCAGCUGUCCACAGGAGCACUGCUGCCCUCUUUGAGCAGGUAGGCAGAGGCUUCACAGUGUGCUUGCUUGAUGCCUGCGCCAU
Messenger RNA from Eublepharis macularius, 1211 nucleotides. It is a transcript of the gene PAX4, whose product is annotated as paired box 4. The transcript has 7 exons. The record is from RefSeq and is a predicted model, not a curated record. Bases 1 to 948 code for a protein of 315 amino acids. Lineage: Eukaryota; Metazoa; Chordata; Lepidosauria; Squamata; Eublepharidae. Gene Ontology annotation, molecular function: DNA-binding transcription factor activity, RNA polymerase II-specific; RNA polymerase II cis-regulatory region sequence-specific DNA binding. Gene Ontology annotation, biological process: anatomical structure development; regulation of transcription by RNA polymerase II.